AUGCCCACUCCCCCCAUUACAGCAAGGAAACGCAAGCGGCAGCAGUUCACGGUCACCUACAGCGAGGUCCAGGAGGUCGACAGCUCGGGCAAGGUGCGCGAAGUCAUCGUCAUCGACGACACUCCGCCCCCCUCCACCGUCUCCCCCGCAACGACGCACACGGCCAUGUACUCGGCCUCCUACCAACCUCCAAUGUACUCUGCGCCUAUCCGCACGAGAGCGCGGGCUGCGGCCGAAGCACAAGCUCUAUCCGCCAGCACAUCCUCAACAGCUGCAGCGACUGCCCCCGCCCCGAAGAAGCGUAAGAGAGACGCCGCGGAUGAUGUCGGUACCGUGUCCAAGAAGACCAUUACCAACGGCCAGCUGUCGAAUGCUAUCGCCCCCGCGAAAGUGUAUCCCAGCAGUAGCGGCACUCUUGUUGAGGAUGCGUCAAAGGCCCAGGUAUCCUGCGACGACAAAGAGGGACACUAUAUCAUCGUCCCAGAUGAUAUAAUUAACAGGCGUUACCGGACCGUCCGUCUACUAGGCCAAGGGACGUUCGGCAAGGUGGUCGAGGCCGUCGAUACCGAGACCAACCGGAGGGUCGCAAUCAAGAUAAUCCGCGCUAUCCCGAAAUAUCGAGACGCGAGUAAGAUCGAGGUGCGGGUCCUACAGAAGCUCAAAGAGCGGGAUCCCCUCAAUCGACACAAAUGCAUCCACUUGCUUGCUUGGUUCGACCACCGCAACCACAUCUGUCUAGUGUCUGAGCUGCUGGGCAUGUGUGUGUACGAUUUCUUGAAGGAGAACGACUUCGCCCCCUUUCCUCGUCAACAUAUACAAUCAUUCGCAAGGCAACUUCUCGGCAGUGUAGCAUUUCUCCACGAACUCCAUCUCAUUCACACGGACUUGAAGCCAGAAAAUAUCUUAUUGGUAAACAACGACUAUCAAGUGGUGCAGGUUCCCACAUCAUCGAAGCGCGGCGCUCCCACCAGAAGCAAACGCCUAUUGCAUUCAACAGACAUCCGCCUGAUCGACUUCGGUUCUGCGACAUUUGAGGAUGAAUAUCACUCUAGUGUCGUAUCGACUCGCCACUACCGCGCUCCCGAGAUCAUUCUCGGCCUUGGCUGGUCCUUUCCCUGCGACGCCUUCUCACUCGGCUGCAUCCUCGUCGAGUUCUACACUGGCGUAGCGCUCUUCCAGACACACGACAACUUGGAGCAUCUGGCAAUGAUGGAGCAAGUUAUGGGGAAGAUGCCAGAACGCUUCGCUCGAUCUGGGGCGCGUGCGAAGCCAGAAUACUUCAAAGAAGGCAGCAAACUCGACUGGCCGAAACCCAAGGCGACGAGGCAGAGCAAGAAAGAAGUCCGAGCAUGUCGAAGUUUGCAGGAGAUCAUCCCUGCUACAGACGCUAUCAACCGCUCAUUCUUGGACCUUGUCAAGCGGCUUCUUACCUUCGACCCCGCCCAGAGGAUCACCGUCAAGGAGGCCCUCAACCACCCCUACUUCUCACUCCAAGCCCCUGACGAAUACUGAACGAUCUCUAUGCUUCCCUCCCGUCUAUCUGUCGGUUCCACCAAUGGUGCCAGUGUCGGUACGAUAUGGACAGGCCUCCCACUGCCGUUGUAUACUCUCCCUCCGUCUACAUACAGUAUCGCUGUCGCCGUCGCAUGGUCGCUAUUCCGUCCGCUACUACCUGAAGCUCGUCGCCGUCGUCUCCUGGAGGUAUUCUACUCUUGUACAACAUGCAUUAGUGCGCAACUACCCUGUCCCGUCCACCCUUCUUCUCCUCAUUAUCGUCGGGACCCUGUCGAGUAAUCUUUCCCAACUCACCUUCUUCGCCUUCGCCAUCCAUCGCUCCUUCAUAUCCUUUGCCGACGUUGAACGCGACACCUCUGCAACACACUGUGUUUCUGCCACCUCUCCCUCGUUGCCCCAUCCUGUAUCUAUCGCUCGACCCGUGUCUCUUGUUUCUCCUACUAAGCUUAUAUACAUAGAUGCAGCAGCCCAUGUCCGAUACAAAGCCCCCGCCCGGCGCCGCGCUGCUCCACCCAAUGGACGGCCAGGAGCCUCAGCCUGGAGGAUGCCCGUAACCCUGCCUUGGCCCGUGCGCAGAGCACUACUCCCGCGCAGGCUUACGUUGAGGGUCAGAACGGCGGCCCCGGGAACGGCCCGCCCGUCGCUAGCCACUGGCCAGCCCACACGGCCUUCUCCGCAGUCCAGAUCUGCAGGCACCUCGGAACGGCAUUGCGCAAGCCCUCAGGAUAUCCCGCAUCCAUCUCGUCCCACUCCUUUGCUCGGCACGGCAGAGCAUUGCGUCUCAGAGCUCGCCCGAAGAUACACCAGUGCCGUGCCAAGUUACCGCAAGCUCGGGCCCUGCCCGCCAUUUGCAUAGAGCCCGGAGCAGGUCUGAUGCUCGGCGGCGCAUCCCUUCGCACACCGAGCUCGCCCCGCGAAGCACGCUGGCCUUGUGACCCCCAUGGGAAAGCGCGCCGUGACCACUCAAUCCGCUGCGCUGACUGGCCGUGCGCAGGCCGGCCUCGCCUGGAGGUAGUGCGGGAGCGAUUGGCAAUGGACAAAUGGACAGGCAGGCGAGCGGCGAGCGGCG
Trametes versicolor FP-101664 SS1 is the source of this 2584-nucleotide messenger RNA. Its product is annotated as CMGC/CLK protein kinase. Gene Ontology annotation, cellular component: nucleus. The transcript has 9 exons. Gene Ontology annotation, molecular function: protein kinase activity; ATP binding. Gene Ontology annotation, biological process: protein phosphorylation. Bases 1 to 1512 code for a protein of 503 amino acids. Lineage: Eukaryota; Fungi; Basidiomycota; Agaricomycetes; Polyporales; Polyporaceae. The record is from RefSeq and is a predicted model, not a curated record.